Molecule: messenger RNA, 2499 nt
Organism: Thermochaetoides thermophila DSM 1495
Lineage: Eukaryota; Fungi; Ascomycota; Sordariomycetes; Sordariales; Chaetomiaceae
Exons: 4
Coding region: 1-2499 (832 amino acids)
Biological process (GO): protein secretion
Source: RefSeq, a predicted model, not a curated record
AUGCCGCUCCCUGAGUCCGAGGCGAUUCCGCCUCUGCCCAGUCCAGAGGAUAUCAUAAAUGCCAAGUCUGAUGACAAGAAAGAUGCACGCCGCCGGUUGAUGGAGUCUAUCAUUCAGGCCGGAGUCAAGGCCUUCGAUCCGGAGGGCCCUAGCGGGUCGAGAGACCAGGCCAUCCACGAGUUUGACGACAUCAAGAUACUGAAUCUGCUUGGAGCGCUUAACAUCCUGGUCCGACCAGGCAACGCCCCCAAAUGGCUUCGGCCGAAGCUGAUGGAGAAGCUGACCCUAGUGCCACUCCGUCCAAACGGCGUAAGGGGAACGCUCGAGUUCGUCUUCUCGGUACACCCCUCCAGCACUGUGAAGGUGUCAGAGGCCGCCGUGCCGCAGAAAAGAGGAGCCAACAUCACUCAUGAAGCCCUUAGUCUAGCCAGCAAUCUACUAUCGGCACCCCCAGCCUCCGUGACUCCUGAGAAGUGGUAUUCCACCAUUGCGCCGCAAUUGCUUGUCCUUCUCGAUGGAGGUGAAGGACCGGAGCUCGUAAAGGCUGCGGCAUAUGUCAUUGGGUUUGGAAUCCUUGGUCGGAAGGCGUCAGGAGCCCCAGGCACUGCCGGUUGGAAGUUUCUAGCUGAGCCGAUUCUCAACUGCAUCAAGCCUCCUCCUGGCCAAACGCUAGUUCAAAGUGAUAACAUGGGUUAUCUAGGUGGGUAUGACAGGAAUCGCCCAGAGUGGGUGUACAAAGCAGUUAGGGAGGGCGAGAUCGACAUUGUGGACGUCAGACAUCGUAUUGGGAGCGAAGCAGGUCUUGUUCCUACAUUAGAGGACAUUGAACGCAAAACUCCAAGGCUGCUCGACCUGAUUGGAUCAAGUCUCACUGAUGCCGAUAUCUCUGGAGCCUUUCUUGAGCUCUUGAAGAGAUGGCUCAAGUCUCAGCCCAAAAGCGAGACCAUCAUCAUGAUUCAAGAGAAGGGAGACGAACAGGAAGAUCCCGUUGCCAAAAUGGCUGAGCUUAAGACUCUCUAUUCUAUGAUGGAGAAGUUCCCUGAUAAACUGGCUACUCAACCCAAGCAUAUCCUUGAUCUUGUCAGCCAGAUCCUCAGCAACUCCACCGCCCAGUCAAGAAACGACGAUGAGGAGGUAGCCGGUGUGGCGCUGAGCUUGCUGAACAUGAUCAUUACAGUGCCCGGUUUCCAGAAGUCUCGCGUUGAUCCAGACAUACUUUCAUCAAUCGAGAUAGCACUUGACAAACUAUCCAAAGGCUCUAACAGCCUCUCUCAAACGGCGAACAACCUCCGACUCCUGCUCCUCUACCGUGACGAGAUCGAGCCUCCUUCAUCUACUGCAGCGCCUACUGACCGACAAAUCGAAGAUCGCAAAACAUAUGCCCUUGCUAUCCAAUACAUCACCCAGCCCGACAACCCGCCCCCUGUCAGGUCCGAAGGCCUUAACCUCAUCGGCGGCCUCAUCACUGCACGGUCCCCUGUCCUUGACAUUCCCGGCAUCUUGGUCCUACUUUCCAGGCUCAUGUCUGAUGCUGAUGAGUACAUCUAUCUUCGCGUCAUCAAGCUUUAUACCCUUCUAGCCAACAAUCACCCACGAGCCGUCACUACCGAGCUUGUUGAUCACUUUGUCGACCUUCAUGAAAUGCACCAACAGGUCGACACACGGCUACGCUUUGGCGAGGCACUCUUGCAGGUUGUCCAGCGCAUGGGAGAGACCUUCAUGGGCGAGAUAGCUACGCGAGUUGGCCAGGCACUACUAUCGAUUGCGAGCCGCCGAGGACGCAGACCUAAGACCGAAGCCCGUCAACGCAGGGAAGCCAAGCUGAGAGAAAUGAAGAACCGAGAGGCGGCUGAGGCAUGGGGCGGCGAGGUACCGGAGUUUAGCGAUGAUGAUGAAGGGAUGACGGAGGAGGAGAAAAAGCGGAAUGAGAUCAUCGCAAAGAUUGUUGAGGGAUGGGAGAGCAAACGGGGUACGGAGGAUGUGCGGGUACGUGCCUCUGCACUCGGCGUUCUUGGUGCUGCGGUUGAGGUCAAUGUCGCUGGCUUGGGACCGACUCUCGUUACGACAGCGGUUGACUUGUGCAUCAAUGUGCUCACUAUGGAGCCUGAGAUGGAGAAGGGUAUCCUACGCCGGGCGGCAAUCAUGCUAGUCAUGUCGUUUAUCCGGGCACUAGAGGAAGCCAGACAGGCAGGCAAGCGACUGGGCACGUUCGGGUUUGGACACGAGGCACAGGAGGAUAUGAUGCGCACGCUGAGAUACGUUGCAGCCACAGAUAAUGAUGGGUUGGUCGUUCAGCAUGCCAAGGAUGUCGUGGAAAGUCUAGAGAACUGGCAGGUGGUGCAGCUGUUGCCACCAGAGAGGGAGCAGGCGCAGGGGGUAGGCGCUCUUGGAGGUUUAACUAAGUUGAGAGGGUUGGAGGUCGAUCCUCAGAGAUCAGUCAAGGUAAAGGAAGAAGAAAGCCCUGGAGGAAGGAGGAUUGUUAUUGAGGAGAUUGAGUGA